AUGUGGUUCUCAGCUAGCGGUGGCGUUCGAAUUGGCUCCGUGAAUGCCGCCGCCGUAACAAACCACUCGACAACGGACACGAUGUGGCAGAGUUUUCCGGGGUUUUGGGACAGCUGCGUAAGUGAAAGGAUAUUCCUUGGAGACCCUCAUUCACUUGUACAUCUUGUAGCUCCUAAGAUUGAGAAAUGUGAGGCUGGCGAUUCCAUCUGCGUAGCGGAAACAAUUACCCGAAUUCUUCGAACGUACCCCAAGGGUCUAGCCUCCAUUGGAUUGGAUGCCCUCGAUUCUAUUUCAUUUGAGAAUGUCAUCGUCAGUCGGAAAGAACCAGAUGGCCCAGCAACGUUGGAUCUUUUAUUUAAUAACGUAACCGUAAGAGGAUUCGCGGACUCUACAGUGGCGGAGGCCAAGGGAUUCGAAGCGGAUCUGCCGCGAGUCCUGGAGUUAAGUGGGUGGAUUCCAUUGCUGAAGCUGGAUGGGUUUUACGAGAUGCAUGGUAGUCUACUGACCAUGCCCAUUCAGGGAAGAGGCCAUGCUCUGGUUGAGAUCAAGGAGUGCCGUUUCCGCUGCAAAGUGAGGGCGGUGGAGCAACUUCGAGGAGAUGGCAAGCGGUAUGCGGAGAUAGCCAAGGUCAAGUGCUUGCUGGAUGUGCAGGGCAUGCAUCUUAAUUUUGAGAAUCUUUUCAACAAUUCGGAGCUGAGUGAUGCCAUGAACGAUGUGGCCAACGCCAAGUGGCUGAAAAUUUGGCAUACCCUUCGCAAGGGUAUCACUUCCGCAGUGGAUCAACUGGUCGAGUCAAUUCUCAAGCGAGUGGCUAACAAAUUACCAUAUGACGAUUUCUAUAGAAAUUAGAAGUUUCAGAAUUUUCUAAGCUAUUGCAAAUUUUUUUGUGGAAUAUUCAAUAUCAAAGAUUUCCACCUGUAGCAAAGGAUUCUGAUUCGUUAGAAAACAACGCUUUUCCAACCGGUUUUGAGCUUUGCAACUAUAAAAAUAUCAUUUAGUUUUAAGCUUUAGUCAGUGGAAAUAAUGCAAUUGAGCUUGAUAUAUCUCGCACUAGUUGCCCAACUGGUAGUAGCCAAUCAGUUGCGUAAGAUUCAAUAAAGCUUACUUCAACGGAA
Drosophila takahashii is the source of this 1115-nucleotide messenger RNA. Lineage: Eukaryota; Metazoa; Arthropoda; Insecta; Diptera; Drosophilidae. The record is from RefSeq and is a predicted model, not a curated record.